Messenger RNA from Megalops cyprinoides (Indo-Pacific tarpon), 4817 nucleotides. It is a transcript of the gene plekha8, whose product is annotated as pleckstrin homology domain containing, family A (phosphoinositide binding specific) member 8. Gene Ontology annotation, molecular function: ceramide 1-phosphate binding; ceramide 1-phosphate transfer activity. The coding region runs from base 155 to 1828 and encodes 557 amino acids. Lineage: Eukaryota; Metazoa; Chordata; Actinopteri; Elopiformes; Megalopidae. The record is from RefSeq and is a predicted model, not a curated record. Gene Ontology annotation, cellular component: cytoplasm; cytosol; membrane. Gene Ontology annotation, biological process: intermembrane lipid transfer; ceramide transport. The transcript is spliced from 13 exons.
GGUCUGCGUCUGUAAACAACGUAAAGUCAAGCAAAUAGACAGCGGUGGCUCUCAGAGUUACGAUAAUGGCUUUGGCGAAUUAAAUGGAGGCCGUGGGAUGAGUGGAUGUUCACAUCUUAUAAUGAUGCACUGCAACGUACAGCGAAAAUAAGUCAUGGAAGGAAUACUCUAUAAGUGGACUAAUUAUAUAAGCGGCUGGCAGCCUCGCUGGUUUGUACUGGACGGAGGAACUCUGUCAUAUUACGAUUCGCAAGAAGAUGCGUGGAAGGGAUGCAAGGGCAGCAUCAAAAUUUCAGUCUGUGAAAUUCAAGUGCACCCCUCUGACUUCACACGAAUGGACCUGACCAUUCCAGGGGAACAGUAUUUCUACCUCAGAGCCAUCAAUGCAGCAGAGAGGCAGAAAUGGCUGGUUGCAUUGGGAACCGCAAAGGCCUGCCUGACAGAUAAUAGGACUAAGAGAGAGAAAGAACUCCAGGAGAGCACAGAGGCCCUGAAAACUAAGAUGUCAGAGUUGAGACUGUAUUGUGAUCUCCUCUUGCAACAAGUGAACAAGAUCAAGGAGAGUUCCCAGAGCGAGGAGCCAGAGGCGGUCUUGGAGGGUGGUGAGGGCAUGGGACCCUUGGUGAAGUCCACCUGCACCACCUUUCUGAAGACCCUGGAGGAGUGCAUGCAGAUUGCUACCAGGGCCUUCAACCCUGACCUCCUGACCCACAGCCCGCCUGGGUCACCCCCUGUCGCCGCCAUCAAGCCUCAUAAGGUCAAACCUGUCUACCAAUCAAGUCAAAGCCUGGUGGAAAAGAGGAAAGAGUCAAGCAGCUCAGGAAGUGUCACCGAUGUGGCACACGAGAGACCAGACCCUCGACCUGUGACACUAGACCACUCCGGGCCACCUCCACUGGAAACACUGAAGCAGCCCGAGGGGGGAAGCCCAGCUGGGGAGGGGCACAGUCACUCUGAGGAGGCUGUGGACACACAUUCCCAAGAUGGCCAGGACACGUCUGGCACGGAGCAGGCUGAAGGAGGGGUGGAGCAGGGUGAGAGGGCAGACCUUUCCCAGCAAAUCCAAGACCAGCAGGAGGACAGCCCCACCCAGCCCCAGGACCAACAGGAAGUCACCCCUGAUCAGAGUGAGGGUGGGCAAGAAGUUAGCCCAGCCCAGCCAGAGGAAAAACAGGAAAAACAGGAGGAAGUGGACACCUUUUUCAGCACUAUGAGUCACAGAUUUAGUGAUAUAAGACUGGAGGACGACAGUGGUAUCCCCACACAGCCCUUUUUGGACUCUUGCUAUGCUUUAGUGCCAGUAUUAGACAAACUGGGCCCCACUGUAUUUGCUCCUGUUAAAAUAGAUUUUGUGGGCAAUAUUAAGAAGAUCCAUCAGAAGCUGGUGUCAGACCCAGAGUGCUUCCCUACACUGCAGUCCAUGGUACUGCAUGAGGUGGAGAUGGGCGUGGCCCAGAUGCGGAACUCCGCCACGGAGGCACUGCUGUGGCUGAAACGAGGCCUGAAGUUCCUCAAGGAGUUCCUGUCCGAAGUGAACGCGGGAGAGCGAGAUAUUCACGGCGCACUCAACAAUGCCUAUGGAAAAACCCUGCGACAGUACCACGGAUGGGUGGUGCGAGGUGUCUUUGCUCUGGCCCUAAGGGCUGCCCCGUCUUAUGGAGGCUUCAUGGCAGCGCUCGUGACCAAGGAGGGGGAUGAGCUGAAGGAAGGCUUUGACUCGGGCAUGCACAGGGACCUGGGGGUCUACCUGCCCGCGAUGGAGAAGCAACUGGCCAUCCUGGACGCUCUGUAUGAAGAGUACGGUCUGGAGUCUGACGAGGUGGUGUGAGCAGGAGCCCGCCCGGUGACGCCACGAGGAGGGCGCUGCAGGAGAAUGCUCAAAAGGGGUUUGAGACUGAAUAUCCGUAGCGUGAGGACUGAGCAUGCUCAGUGAAGUGCCAUGUAGAUGGAGCAAACCCAGCGAAGGUAUUGGAGUGUUGGAGCAUGCCGAGUGAAGAGGUGCUGGUGUGAAGCGUGCCAAGUGUGAUAUGUGAGGACAGAGCAUGCCCAGUGAAGUGGUGUUUUGAUAGAGUGUGCCCAGCUAGGAUCAGGCACACUCGCAAGGACAAGACACUGUGGGCUUGCCCUCUAGGAGACUCGCACACACAUGAAUGCCAGACACCAUUAUCGUCCACCUUUAAUGAUCAUGUUCCGCAGAACCUAAGCUGUUCCACUCUUUGCUGAAUCUUGGAGGUACUAUGAAUGAAUUUUACUCCAGUUUAAAAGUUUCUUCAGUUACUUUCAGAGGUAAGGGCUGCAGUUUCAUUGCUAAGACUAAAGUACUAUGUACUGCUAUAGCAACUUUUUUGGCAUUUUAUUUAUUCACUUCCUUUUUUUCCCCAAGAGGUCUAACAGAAACAAUGUCCUGUAAUGCAAAGAGUUGGGGAAAAAAUAAUUAAGUCUAAAGGGGUUCUCCAACAGGCAUAUGAGAUGGUUACAUAUGUGCAUUGUUACACACUUGUUGCAGAAAAGACUUCUUGAGUCUUCUUGAGUAUUCAAACCAUCGAGUACAAAUCUCUGCAAUAGCCAUGAUCAAAGAUAUGCAAUAUCCAAUGUUGGAUAUGCAAAAUUUUCAAGAACAAAAGCAUUGUAUCUUUAGGGUCAGGAAGACUAAAGAGGUUAUCAUCAGGUAGCAGAAAGCUCAUCUCAAGUAGUGCGACCUUUACCUCCCUGUUGAGGGUGAUCACUACAGCAUACUUGUAUCAGUGAAAGUUAUUAACAUUGGAGACUGUAGAAACUCCUUGCAGUGGGUGGCAUCCACAAGUGUAAAGAAUCCCCUUUGCACAGUGGCUGGGGAAGUGAGUGGGGCCUGGUUGCAUAACUGUGAGUUCAGGCUUGGACUCCUCACUGCAGCCUCAGCCUUGCAACCCCACAUUGCAUUGUAGCCAAACAUGCCAUCUGCAGCACAGUGGCUCCAUUAAAUCCAGCUGUUCCUCAGAGCCCCACAGGUACGGUGCUACAUGUGUGCACACCUUUUGUGUGCUGCCAUACAGAAUGUAACAGUAUUAUGAAAUAUGAACAUUUUUUUUUCUUAUUCCAGUAGUUUUUUCCAGUAGUGCAUAUCUGCAGUGCCAGGAUUCACAGGGUUAAUGGGACAGACUGUCGGGCGAAGAGGUUGCUGCUGCCUCAGUCAGGACAGCUUUCUGUGUGGAUGUUGGUGUGAGCUGGUCGUUGCCAAACAUACUGUAGCAGUCCAGUACAGUCAUCAACAGGCCACCUCAAACCUUCUGGGCAGCCACAUGCACAAAUGACAAAGAUUUUAUGUAGAAAUGUGUAAUAUUUAAUAAGGAUACUUUAUUUAUUGAUAGUUUUACAUUGUAGGUAAAAUAAUAUAAAUUUUAUCUUAAAUGCAGCAGCAGGAGUUUCCUGGAGUAUUUGGUCUGUGUGCUGAUUUUUGCUCUGGUGCACAUAAUUUCGGAAUUAUUUCAGCCAUUUACUCAAUGUGGCAUUUGUAAAAUAUAUUUCAGUUAAAGACUGCACACAUGUCCUCUGAUGUUUUACUGCAAUAUGGGAAAUGCCACAAUGAAUAUGUAUAUGGUAAAUGAACUAACUGGACCAGUUAAGCCAGGGUCAUUGUUUGGAACAAGAACCAGUAUACACACUGGCCCACCAGGAAUGGUUUAACACCCCUGUGCUAAGACACUUCAAUUAAUUGAAUAGUGCAUAGUAUUGUGAAUGUUUUAAUUUUUUAUUUUAUUUUGAAGGAAGCUGAGUGUGCCUGUUUAGUUAUUUAUUUAUACCCAGCGUGCAUUAAAUAAAGCAUUUUUCUAGAAUAUAUAUUGCAAUCAUGGAUUGAAGAUGAUUUUAUUAUCUCAAGGGAAAUGAUUGUCUUUGCUUUGCUUGUUAGCCACCAUGUACUUCCUGCAUAGUAGUUGUUUUUAUAUUUAGAACUGCAUGUUCAGUUUUUAUUUAGGGCACAACAGCAUUGCUAAAUUUAAGUGGGACCCAGCUUGACUUUCAGGUGCCAUUCCUCAGAAUCUUCAGAAUGUUGGACUUCUCACAAAAGUGUGUCUAAAGCUUACCUUGGAGUCCCUCACACCAGUGUGCCAUCCAAGUUGCCAAGACCUGUGUCAGUGAGCUGGGUGGGUGUUACAGUGGGUGAUGGUUUUUACAGCGUUGGGGAGACUGAGGGGGGCAUUCUGUCUACCCUGUGGGGCACCUGUCCUUUAAAUUUACCUUCUACCUUCGUUCAUUUUUUUUUCCCAAUUCCAAACACUUCAUCACCAUUUUGGCCAUCACUAAUUGAACUUCAAAAUUAAGUUUCGGGAGGAGAAUUUUCAGACAGUCCCCAUGCGGUUAACCAAACUUAGACAAACCAGUCCCAUCCUUGACUAUAAAGAUCCCACUGACCACUUCCUUUAUGCAUCAACUACUCAAAGCAUUCCCCAUCCUCUCCAUCUCCCUGUUUCUUUCCCCUGUUUAUGUUGUCCAAGUGGGUGGUCAGUAUCCUCAGCCUAUGUGCAAUCCCUUUGUUGGACUUAGCUUUGUUGGCAUAGUAAAAGUACGGAAAUUUAUAUCUACUGAACAUCAAUUCAUGAAAAAUCUUGUUGAGGCAUAGAAUAAAUGUAAUCCCUGAUUAAAUGUGAAGGACAAAGGUCUACCAUGGUUAGGUCGAAUACCCCCCUGAGUCUGACCAGAGAAGGAAAAAGGAAUGCAACCAAAAUAAGAUCACAUUUUGAAUGUCAUAAUGGUCAUCAAGCACUUCCUUCAGAUUAAGAUGUUGCUUGCGGUCUUGCUGCAACUUGCUGUGGUGACUAAAAAGUAUUGCCUGUAGCUCU